Molecule: messenger RNA, 238 nt
Organism: Sciurus carolinensis (gray squirrel)
Lineage: Eukaryota; Metazoa; Chordata; Mammalia; Rodentia; Sciuridae
Product: cytochrome c oxidase subunit 6C-like
Exons: 1
Coding region: 1-228 (75 amino acids)
Biological process (GO): mitochondrial electron transport, cytochrome c to oxygen
Source: RefSeq, a predicted model, not a curated record
AUGGCUUCCAGCGCUUUGACUAAACCUCAGAUGUGGGGUCUUCUGGCCACGCACCUGCGGUUUCAUAUCAUUGGGGCAUUCACGGUUGCCCUGGGGGUUGCAGCUCUCUAUAAGUUUGGUGUGGCUGAACCAAGAAAGAAGGCAUAUGCAGAUUUCUACAGAAAUUAUGAUUCCAUGAAAGAUUUUGAGGAGAUGAGGAGGGCUGGAAUCUUUCAGAGUGCAAAGUGAUUUUGGAAUA